ACACUGUGAUGACUAAAACGUUCCAAACUGUACUUAAUGUUGUUAAUGUUUCUGGUCUUAGAAAUUAAAGUGAAAUGACGUCACGGUUUAAUCAAAACACACUGUAUGACUUAAGUAUAUGCGGGCAAAGACAUUUCUUAACAUGAGCUUGACAGUGAUAAAUAUUUCAUGUUUUAAACCUGUUUGCUUAUUUUUGGAUUUUUGCGUGUAAAAAAAAGUGUGAAGUAUUGUAGUUCUUUUGUGGCUUCAAGUGUGAGUUUGCAGCACUGAAGAGAUGUUGUGACAUUUGUAAUUCCUGUGAUUACAGCAAUCAGAGUUGACUGUACUGUCGCUACUUCUGAAUGUGUUUUUUACUAAUAGGUCUGUCUAGGAGGCAGUGGUCACUGUUCACAGAUUCACAGAUGGAGACACUGCCACGACCAGAAUUAUUUUAUUUCCAUGGAGUCGGUAUGACCAAAUACUUCACUGAGAACUGGGAAAAUACUCAGAACUUCAAAGCGAGACCAGAUGAUAUUCUUAUAGCCACCUACCCUAAAGCAGGAACUACAUGGGUCUCAUACAUUCUUGACCUCCUGCAUUUUGGCCAAACACAUCCAGAGCGCCUUAAAUCUGUUCCUCUUCAUGACAGAGUGCCUUUCUUAGAGAUAUAUAUUCCCAAUUGGCUCUCAGGUACAGACCAGGCAGACCAUCUCCCCACAUCUCCUCGUCUCAUUAAAACUCAUCUUCCAGUCCAGUUUGUCCCCAAGUCCUUCUGGGAACAGAACUGCAAGGUAGUCUACGUGGCCCGUAAUGCUAAAGACAAUGCAGUGUCCUAUUUCCACUUUGGACGGAUGAACAAUGCUCAACCAGAACCAGGAGACUGGAACACUUUCCUACAAAACUUUAUGGAUGGAAAGAUGGUGUUCGGUCCUUGGUAUGAUCAUGUGAACAACUGGUGGAAGAAAAAACAGACUUAUUCAAACAUUCAUUACAUGUUCUAUGAAGAUCUGAUUGAGGACCCCGGUAAAGAGAUAGAUCGUCUCUGUUCCUUUGUGGGUUGUUCUCCUUCAGCUGGAGAGAAGAAAAAAGUCCUGGAGGGAACAUCCUUCGACAAAAUGAAAGAAAACAAAAUGACCAACUAUACCACUGUUCCCGUAAUGGAUCACGCAGUGUCUCCUUUCAUGAGGAAAGGGAAAGUUGGUGACUGGAAGACCCACUUUACAGUAGCUCAGAGUGAACAUUUUAAUGAGGACUACAAGCAAAAAAUGAAGGAUUCAACCCUGCAGUUCCACACUGAAGUUCAAAAGAGCCUGGAUAACAGAUCUUACAGAUUCUGAACCAAUUUGAUCACUAUUAUGUACAAAUCAGUGACUCUGAGGUGAAGGGGAGCAGAGUACAGCAUAAAAUUAAUGAAAUUAAAUCAAAUAUCUCACAUUUAUCCACCAGUCCUUAAUAAUAAUCAGUGCUCAAUGAACACCAGACCCUGAACUGAAUGUUAACCAUGGUUGUUGGUUAAAUUCCUAAUGAAGUUAAAAAAAAACAAAAAAAAAAAAACAAAAAACAACUUAACCCAUAAAGACCCA
This is a messenger RNA of Sphaeramia orbicularis (orbiculate cardinalfish), 1562 nucleotides long. Its product is annotated as cytosolic sulfotransferase 2-like. Gene Ontology annotation, molecular function: sulfotransferase activity. Bases 342 to 1316 code for a protein of 324 amino acids. Lineage: Eukaryota; Metazoa; Chordata; Actinopteri; Kurtiformes; Apogonidae. The transcript has 7 exons. The record is from RefSeq and is a predicted model, not a curated record.